Messenger RNA from Bemisia tabaci, 1217 nucleotides. RefSeq names its product protein D3. The record is from RefSeq and is a predicted model, not a curated record. NCBI's taxonomy places the organism in Eukaryota, Metazoa, Arthropoda, Insecta, Hemiptera, Aleyrodidae.
CUAAGAACAACCGCAACGCUAAGAAACUAAAAAUUUUGUUCAACUAUAGGGGAAGUGUUCAACAUUUUUAGAGACUACUUGCGCAUGUUACUUUUUAUAUUUUUGUAUUAUUUUUUUUCAUGGGAAAAAUCAUCUUCAGCGUCAUCACGUGGUAAUUUCCAAAGUUGAUGUGGAAACUACGGGUUAGAAAGCUCAGUGUGAAUAUGGUAGUAAACUUUUUGCUUUUGUUACCGUUCUUAAUUGCGGAAACAGUGACUGGACUGACUGCAGUCGAGUGUAACUUAACCUAUGAGGAGAGGAAAUCAGCGCUCACGAAGUCUCGAAUCAUCCCUGAUGUGAUAAAGAAAAUGCCGGAACAUCCCCUUCAGGUACGAUACGUGGAAAAUAAGACGGUCAAUUACGGGAACGAACUUGAAGCCCAUAAACUUGAGUUUGAGCCCUAUAGAGUUAAAUGGCCCUGUGAGCUUCAAACAUACUACACUUUGAUUAUGAUAGAUCCAGAUGUACCAUCGGCAAAGAAUCCAAAGAAAAAGGAAGAACUACUGUGGCUGGUUGGGAAUAUCAGAGGAAUUUUUAUUUUGACAGCUAAACAUAUUGCAAAAUAUUUACAACCGGAUCCGGAGGAGGACACAGGUCUACACAGGAUCGUCUUCAUUUUGUUCAAACAACCGAAUGGCGUGAUCAAGUUCAACGAAACGAACGACUAUAAUGAUUUGGGUGAUCUGGACUGUCGGUACCACUUUUCAACGAAAAAAUUGGCCAAGAAGUACAACCUAGGCGAUCCUUAUGCGGUUAACUUUUUCACUACGAGGUGGAUAUUUGUACCUACAACAGAGGACCUUUGGGGUCCAGAGAUACCCAUCGUUGACCAAGAACAAGUAGUAAAUUGGGAUGACGACUAAAUAGUAACAGAUCGCAUCGCCCACUGACACGGCAAGUUAAAAAUUUCAUCAGAACUUCUUACGAUAAACUUCUCAAGAACAAUAUCUCCUCACGGACACGAAACAAGAUCGUCAUUAGGCUCAGAGUUUGGAUGGUGGUGACAAAUUUUUACAGGUGAAAUGGACAUAUUUAUUGUAAAAAGAUCCAGAUAGAUGUGAGAAAGAUGGGGUAUGCUCUUUGCUCGUGCAAGCUGCAUAAGAACCAAUGUAAAACUGGACGUGAUUUUUUGGGGAAAAUAGACAAAUGGGAUUUAACAUUAAAUCAAAUGGAAUUAA